Messenger RNA from Manduca sexta (tobacco hornworm), 5038 nucleotides. RefSeq names its product neuroligin-1. Gene Ontology annotation, biological process: synaptic vesicle endocytosis; postsynaptic membrane assembly; neuron cell-cell adhesion. The transcript has 13 exons. Bases 1 to 2778 code for a protein of 925 amino acids. Gene Ontology annotation, cellular component: synapse; cell surface; postsynaptic membrane. The record is from RefSeq and is a predicted model, not a curated record. Gene Ontology annotation, molecular function: signaling receptor activity; neurexin family protein binding. Lineage: Eukaryota; Metazoa; Arthropoda; Insecta; Lepidoptera; Sphingidae.
AUGCGCGCGGACCGCGCCGCGCUCUACGCGUGGCUCGUCUGCUGCGCGGCCGCGCUCUCUGCGCAUAAGUACAGCACGCGCGUUGUGCGCACUAAGUACGGACCUUUGCGGGGAAUAGUCGUGCACUCGCACCCGCAAGUUGAAGCCUAUCUCGGCGUGCCAUACGCCACACCGCCAUUAGGUAGUCUCAGAUACAUGCCGCCUGUAACGCCGUCUCAGUGGCGUACGACGCGGCUAGCAGACGCACCAGGGCCGGCGUGUCCCCAGGCGCCGCCCACGGCGUCCCCGCGCGACGAUGCACUGCUGCUGCACCCGCGAGCGCGCAUACGACAGCUAGAGCGACUUCUGCCGGUGCUCGCGAAUCAGAGCGAGGAUUGUCUUUACGUCAAUCUCUACGUACCUGUGAAUGGGGGUGAGGGCGACGGCGGCGGAGUAGGGUUGCCUUGCCUCGUAUUUGUUCACGGGGAUUCGUACGAAUGGAGUUCUGGCAAUGCAUAUGACGGUACAACCCUGGCGGCGCACGGCAAUAUUGUUGUAGCUACUAUCAACUUUAGACUAGGUAUAUUGGGUUUCUUAAAAACUGGUGCUAAAGGGUCUGCACAAGGGAAUUUUGGCCUUAUGGAUCUGGUAGCAGGGCUGCACUGGUUGCGGGAGAACCUGCCUGCGUUCGGCGGUGACCCAGAGAGAGUCACGCUCAUGGGUCACGGGACGGGCGCCGCACUUGCUAACUUCCUCGCGGUCUCACCUGUUGCUAGAGAACUACUGAAGCGCGUCAUCUUGUUAAGCGGGUCUGGGCUGAGCUCGUGGGCUUUGCAGAGGGAACCACUCACAAUAAAAAGAAAGGUAGCGGAACAGACAGGCUGUCACGGAGAUUUGCUAGAGGAUGAUUUAGCGCCGUGCUUACGUAACAAGCCACUGGCGGAGCUGCUUGCUGUGCGACUGGAUCCGCCACGGUUCCUGCCAGGCUUUGCACCCUUUGUCGACGGAACUGUUAUUGUUAAUCCAUCAUCUGCCCCGCCGCCGACGGACAGUUCGAGGCUCGGUGCGGGUGCUGCUGCGGUCGCUAACGCUGCUGGCUAUGAGUUGGCAGACUUUUCACACAGAGAACUAUUGUUCGGGCUUACCACCACAGAAUCCUAUCUGGAAUUUAGCGCUCAAGACUUGGAGUUCGGCUUCAACGAGAGCCGGCGGGAUCGCAUUCUUCGCACAUUCGUCCGUAACGCUUAUUAUUAUCACCUCAACGAAAUAUACUCGACCUUGAAGAACGAAUAUACGGAUUGGGAUAAACCUGUACAGAACCCACUGAGUGUUAGAGACGCAACGCUAGAAGUAUUAAGUGACGGGCGUACUGCAGCGCCGCUAAUACGACUCGGAUAUCUGCACGCUUUGCGCGGGGGCACUACUUACUUCACACAUUUUCAUCAUUUAUCACAAGAUAAGGACUAUCCUCAAAGACCAGGAUCGGUGCACGGUGAGGAGAUACCAUAUUAUUUCGGGGUGCCACUAUCACAGUCGCAUCAUCAGCAAAACGCAACGCAACAAGAGCAGAAAAUAUCUAAACUCUGCAUACACUACAUCGCUAACUUUGUUAAAUACGGUAAUCCUAACGACCCAUCGGCGACACCGCCUCCGAGCCCUAUGCUGGGCGAGUCUCCGAGACUUGGCCUCGAUCAGACGCCUUACUGGGACACAUACGAUACAAUCAACCAACUUUACAUGGAAAUCAGCAGUAAGCCGGAGAUGCGAAGCCACUACCGCGGCCACAAGAUGUCGCUCUGGCUCUCUCUGAUACCGCAGCUCCAUCGACCCGGCUCCGACCUUCCCGAUGCGGCGAUGCGACAUCACCACUUCCAAGAGGACAACGCCAAUUACUACGAAGGUGCUGUAAGACCCCAGUCGAUGUCGCGGGCGCACGUGCCGCAUCUAGUGAACCUCGACAUCGGUGUUGGUGGAGAUUCGUCUCGCAGCACUCCGCCCUCGCGCACGUCUCCGCCCAGGCCUUCUCCAGUGCCCCCAGCACCGUCCACCGAAUGUCCUCCUAAUACUACAAGCACUCCAGUUCAACCAGACGACGCGCUGCUUCGACGCCUCGCGUCUUCCCAUUAUCAAUCAUAUACAGCCGCUCUCACAGUCACUAUAGCCGUUGGUUGCUUUCUCUUACUUCUUAAUGUCCUAAUAUUUGCCGGCAUCUAUCACCAACGAGGCACCAGACCGCGCCAUUCCAAAGACGAUCUCGCGGAGGCCGGCAGUUCAUCGUCUUCCGAUAAUUACGAUGGCAAGUUGGAUUACGAAGUUCGGGCAUUCGAGGGCAAAGGUUUUGGUUUUGAUUGCAAGUCUGCUCAUGUGCCCCGCGGUUCCGGCUCUAAGUUUGACUUAAGGACGUUGUCGGAUUGUGGAGAGCCGACUUUCGGUGAGUACAGUUGUUACGACGAGAAACAUCGCGCUGCGCGCAGUUCCAUGCCUGACGUUAGUGUGGGUAGCGCUAUCGAAGCGGGGAGUGUCGUGUGCAUAGACACACAAAAACCAGAUAUACAAAAAGUAGAUGGAAGGCUGCAAGACCCGGUCGGGAGGACUAGCACUUUCGAGCCUCGCGUAGUCGACAGUUCUACGCAGGUCAAGUUCGGUCCAGAUUCAACUGAAAACACAACUGAAAAUAAUGAAUCUGAAUCGGCAGCCGCGAGUGCGUCAGGCAUUCUGCGAGUGCCUCCGACUACCGCGCCUCCCCCGCCGCCAGGCAUUAUGAAGAAAAGAGUUCAGAUACAAGAGAUAUCAGUAUGAGGGUUCCUGGAUGCCGCCGCCGAGGUAGUUGUCAAUAAACGGACAAAGUUGUGAUUAAUCAGUGUAAAUAAAAACGUAAAGUGUCCUCGUGAAUAACGUCAAUGUAACAAUAUGACCGUGUAAAUAUAUAUAAUAAUAAUAUAUUACGUUGGUUUAAAAGUGCGGGUAAUGUAUGUGUGAAACGUUGCAAUUGAAGCGCUGUCCUCUUCUUCGAAACUGUGGCUGUAAUGUUACUGAAGUAAAAAGUACGUCUUCUUUUAUCCGGUCUAUUUGCCAUUGGAUCGAGGAUGCUGGGAUAUAUUAAAAGCAGACGGUGCAGACGUCAAUAUAAGGUGAUCGAGGGCCGUAGUCACACUGUACCAAAUAUUUAUUACCUUUACACGGAAAUAAAUAUUUGGUUUAAAAUUGUAUGGUUACUUUGUAGAGUAUUUUAUUUCCCAUUUUAUGUUCUCGUAUCUCAAAUAAAACCAACGUUAACUACGGUAAGCAUAUUUGCGUAUUUUCAGUUGUUUAAAUUACUAAUGUUCGUGUGGAUUUUCAUUAUUAAUCUUUAAUUUUAAACUACACUUACACAGUUGCCAUUGCAUAUAGUAAAAAGGAAUUGUAGAACCUUGUGAAUAUAUUCGUAUAUUAUGAUAAAUGUGAAUAUAACAAUAAUUUAGUGACAAAAGACUUAAGGACAAACCCGCAUUAGAUGUACAUAACAAUAUCAAACGAAGUGUUUCAGGUAAUUAGUGUAAAAGUAAUGUAAGACGACAUCGUUUUAAAAAAAUUGUGUACGUUGUAAUUUUUUGUAUAGUUACUUUUAAGUGAGGUGUAUUCAUUUUGAGUAGUUUUUGAUAAGUAAAUAUUGAAAACUUAAAUGGACGAGUACCAUCCAACCAUUCGAUUAUCAUUCCCAAUAUAUUAUAGACCACACAAUUAUUUCCGGCCAUAACGUCGUUUAAAGGUAAUCAGGGUAAUAGACCACGGUCUUUUACGUUUAUAUGCUAACGCGAAACGCAUUAUCUUUUUUGCGUAAGAGAAUAUUUAUACAUUAAUGUCAACCUGCCUUGCGUUUAUCCAAAAGUUAGUGCAAUUACCUAUAAUAAAAAAAUCGACCCACGUUUUUUCAAGUCGAACGGCAUAAGUCAUUGUAAUUAGUGGCUCUUACGAACAUUGGGGCCAAAGGCAUUCGUCCAAUGUGUACACAAUAUUGUUGAUAUCUUCAUAUCGUUGGUGUCUACUAUGUGCAUACCUUCCGAGAAAAUUUACGCACGAAGAUUUGGCCUGGGGAAAAUUAAAUUCUCGGUUACAGCUAACAUACGAAUACUUUUAGCUACCCAUUUCACGUAAUAGGAACAUUUAUAUGAUUCGAUAUUUGUGUCUCGGACCUGCCUAUAGGUAUCGUUGUAUGUCCUAAAAUUUUACAAAUCUAAUAAAAAUUACAUUGAUUCGAGCCUUAAAUAGGUGUAGUCGAGACGAGGAAAAAACAUGGAUAUUACAAAAUCGUGCCGCAUUUUCGUAUAUCGAACAUAAAAUUGUUUCUAUCUGUAACAUCCAUUUCAUAUUUGUGAGAGAAACAAAACAUUUAUCGAGAGGAAAAGGACGAGGACAAAUAUUUGUAGUCGUAGUACAUAUUAUAUUGACUGGGUUUGUUGUUUACUGGCUUUCAUUUAGAAACUUGUUACUUUAUAGGCCGAUGAAAGAUAGAAGCUAUUUAUUCUUUUUCUUUUCUCUCGAAAAUUGGUUAAUAAGGAUAAAUUUUAAUUACGCCUCUUUGGAAACGUUCGACGAACGAAUAAAUCUUGAUUGAUACCCUAUUAUUUGGUAAUAAAUCAUCAAAAAGGUAUAUUGAAUAAUAGUCAUUGGAAUAUUAUACCAAAUACGAAAAUAUUGGGUUUCAUAUUUAGAAGUUCUCACAAAUCAACUUUCCACUAGUUUUUUAGAGUGUUAAAUAACAGUAAGAGAUCAGAAGCCUGAUGUAUGUGGUUUCCUUUGCCUGCCAAGUCGCAAAAAUUAAUCAGGUAUAGAAAAAGAAACUUCAAAAUUAAUUUGCGUGAUGGUUCAUAUUAUGCAAAAAUAACAUUGUAAAAUGCUGUUCAUGUACUCGUCCAUGUUUUUUAUCUUCACAGGAAUUGACGAUUAACUAUGGUGAGUGAUUAAUAAUUAAAUACUUUACGCCAUUUUCCACAUUGUGACAAAAUGUGAUUUUAACGUCACAGUUUUUUUACAGUUGUAAUCUUGAAUUGAAUGCUUAGUAGGGUAUGUAUUUGUGGAA